This is a messenger RNA of Dermatophagoides pteronyssinus (European house dust mite), 665 nucleotides long. RefSeq lists its product as uncharacterized. Lineage: Eukaryota; Metazoa; Arthropoda; Arachnida; Sarcoptiformes; Pyroglyphidae. The record is from RefSeq and is a predicted model, not a curated record.
UCGAUUGUGUUUAAGUUUGUUUAAGUUUGUUUAAGUUUGUUAUAUUACAACUUUUUAUUUGAUAAAAAAAUGUCUUCCACAAGAAUAUCGUUCAUGUUGUUGUUGAUUUGUUCAAUAAUGAUUUCAAUGGUUUUUGCUUCAAGUCCAUAUGGUAGUUAUGGUAGUUCAUCAAUGUAUAUGUCACCAAUAUAUUCAAGACAAUUAAAUCUUCAUCCAGGUAUAUAUGGUACAAGUUAUGGUUUAAAUCCAUCAUCAUAUGGUUAUCAUCAAAUAAUGAAUGGUGGUGGUGGUGGUGGUUCACGUAAUGGUCAAGGUUUUGUUGGUAAUCCUGGUAUUGGUAUUAGACAAUCAAGUGAAACAUUAGCUAAUGUUUAUCCACAAAUGUCAUAUGGUUCUAGUUCAACAUCAUAUUUAUCACCAAUGCAAUCAUAUGGUUUAACACCAUCAACAUCAACAUCAUUAAUGAUGAUGCCAGCUACUUAUUCAUCACCAAUAUCAUCAUUAUAUGGUGGUGGUGGUGUUGGUAUUAGUAGAUCAUCAUAUGGAUCACCAUAUAUAUCAUCACCAUAUAUUGGAUAGAUUAACUUUUACUUUCUACUUUCUUUCUUUCUAUAGAAUAUAAUUUAAAUCCAUUUAAUAUAAAAUCAAUCAACCAAUGAAUGAUA